GGGUGAACAGUUUUUGUUUGAAGGAUUUAUUUCUGUUCAUGUACUUUUUUUUUUUUUUACCUUUUUAACAGCAUAAACAUUGCAUGUUGUUCAUCAUCUUGACCUUUUAGUCAUGACAUCUUCAUCAUGUAAAUAACGUAAAGGUCCAGGGGAUGAACCAUCAGGACAGGAGAAAACAAACAACUAAAAGGCUUUACAACCCUGCCCACUUAUGUUAUCAAAUAGGUCAAGUUAGUGAAUUUCAGGAGUGAAAGACACUCGUGUCCAAAUACUUGACUCUGGUUCAUUCAACUAAAAAAGCUCCACUUCUCAGCGAUGGCAGUCCCAGUCACCAGGACAUUUUCUCUGUUAAGUGUGAUAUCACUUGGCAUUAUUCUUUUUUUUCUAUCAUGGGAAGGUUCAGAAACAAACUUCAGCUGGACAAGUUUGUCAGGGAACUGGACUCCACGUCCUGCCGUAUUAAUCCCACCACCCAUGAAAGCUUCUACAAAUGCACCUGCAGCUGAGACGCCAAUGCCCGUCCUCUCCAAGAAAUCCUUCAAGAAGCUUCCAAAGUGGGAUUUUGAGGAUGUUUAUAACCAGGAUGGCCGUCCUGGACAGAGAACCUGUCCCCAGUCUCUGCGAAACUCAAAGGAUGAGAGCUUCAAGAAGGUUUUUCUUCCCAACAUACGUUUGUUUCUGCACAAAGACAACAUCAACAUGAGCGAAUGGAACCGACUUUCACAUUUUAACAAUCCUUUUGGUUUUAUGGAGUACGAGUACGACGAUGUGAUGACUUCAGUGAAGCUGAUUCCAAAGCCAACAGAGCCUCUGCUCCUUCCAAAACCAGGAGGUGAUGGCUGUGUGCGCUGUGCCGUGGUGGGUACCGCAGGAAUCCUCAAUGCAUCCAAAGCUGGUGCAGAGAUCAACUCUCAUGAUUAUGUUUUCCGGAUGAACGGGGCCUUGACCAAGGGUUUUGAGGAGGACGUAGGAAACAGAACAGAUGUGUACGUUCACACGGCCCACUCCAUCACCGCAUCGCUAUACUUGUUGGAGAAGUACGGCUACACGGGUGCCCCUCAUGAUGAGGGGAUAAAGUACGUCAUGAUUCUUGAAGGAUUGAAAGACUACCAGUGGCUGGAGGGUCUUCUGAAAGGAGAAAGUGUCCGUGCCGGCCCGUACCACAAAACAGAGCCAAGACCAUACUACUCAGGGCAGUACAAUGAGAGCCGCUUCUACGUUCUGCACCAAGACUUCCUCCGAUACGUACGAAACAGGUUCCUGUUGUCUCGUACUCUGAAUGCUUCAUACUGGUGGAAAGUCAGACCAACCAAUGGGGCUUUCACUCUUUUUCUGGCUCUGCACACCUGUGACAUAGUGAAUGCAUACGGGUUCAUGACGGAAGACCACAGCAAAUACUCCAACUACUACUAUCAGAAGUACAUUAAAACCAAGGUCAUUUUCGGCAGAAUCCAUGACUAUAUUCUGGAGAAGAAUGUGUGGAAAAGUCUUCACGACAGGAAAAUACUUAAGCUAUAUCAGAAAUCUGAAUCAGGGACAGAAAAGCCGAAGCAACAUUAAUACAUCAAGAAUGGCAGCAAUGGAAUCCAGAAGUUAGGUCGUGUUUUCUUUGUUAACAUAUGUUAAGACAAAGCGAGGCUGUCACAUCACAUAUGGCAAAUUGUGUGGUUAUAGGGGUUGUGUUUUGUUUUGUUUUGUUUUUGCCUGUUCGUGGUUUGGUUUGUGACCUGUUCUGGCAGGAAGUUGAAGUAGCUUCCAAAGCAAAAGCAAAUUAGGAAAAACAUCAUAAAAAAAAAAAAAAAAAUAGACAAAGCACUAGACAUCUUUGCCCCAGAACCAGUUUGUAUGUCAAGUUGUGAAGUGAAAAUAUAAUAACAGACCAGAUGUGAGGAAGUGGGAAAUGCAUGGCACUUUCUGAGUGUACACCUGGAUGUAUAUCAUUGUGUUGCACUUUCUGAGAGAAAUGCUGCCUAGUCAAUUUUAUUUGUCGGUCUUUUUGCCUUGCUGAUCCUUACUUGUUUAUUUUUGUUUGUGCCCCAGGCAAUGAUGUUUGUAUGCUAUUUAUAAGUAUUGGUGCCUGUCUUUAGGUUUUAGGUUUAGGUUAGGUGUCGUUGUAAGGGGGCGUUCAUGGGUCAAGUGGAAUUUUUAUAUGGUUUAUGAAGUACUGAAAUUGUGCCAAAAGGUAUGUGCCAAACUGAGGUUCCUGUUGUUCGUUCAAGUUAUUGGUACAUUUUUGUUUGUGGGUUUUCUAAUAUUUUUAUUUUUUUUUGGAACGUGUCAUUUUACCAACACCCAUAACUUUGAGUGUGGUUUAUAAAUAAAGAACGCAAACUCUUUAAUCAUCGUAGCCGUUGAAUAGAACUGUCUACAUCUUGCCUUUUUAUGGAAGUGGUUUUCACUUUUCAAGUGUUAUACACAUUUACCUCCUCUUUGUCUCAUCGUCAUUCACAUGAAAUAACAAAGAAAUGUAUCAAAGAUAAUAAUACUCUUUAGAAAUAAGGUGCAUUGUUGUGAAGGAGAGAUUAUUAUUUAUAUGAGAUUAUUAUUUAUUAUUAUACAUUACUUUUUUUUCUGGUUUCUGAUUGAUGAGUUGGUUGGCUUUUAUGUUUGAAGUAAUAUGGUUAUAUGGCUAUAUGCAUGGUUGUUGUAAGACUGGUAAUAUUUGCAAUCAAGACGUUGAAGGAAUUUAAUAAAGAUGUUUUUGAAGACCA
Mugil cephalus (flathead mullet) is the source of this 2711-nucleotide messenger RNA. RefSeq names its product alpha-N-acetylgalactosaminide alpha-2,6-sialyltransferase 1-like. The record is from RefSeq and is a predicted model, not a curated record. Gene Ontology annotation, molecular function: sialyltransferase activity. Bases 316 to 1560 code for a protein of 414 amino acids. The transcript is spliced from 10 exons. Lineage: Eukaryota; Metazoa; Chordata; Actinopteri; Mugiliformes; Mugilidae.